Thecamonas trahens ATCC 50062 is the source of this 432-nucleotide messenger RNA. RefSeq lists its product as uncharacterized. Gene Ontology annotation, cellular component: mitochondrial large ribosomal subunit. The record is from RefSeq and is a predicted model, not a curated record. The coding region runs from base 21 to 308 and encodes 95 amino acids. The transcript has 2 exons. Lineage: Eukaryota; Apusomonadida; Apusomonadidae.
UGUUCUCUGCUCGCAUAACGAUGGCACUGCGCCACAUUGCGUCGCUCAGCGUGCGGUUCAAUCCUGCCCUGGGCAAGGAGGCCCAGAUGGCACGGCUGCUGCUCAACCGGGUGGUGACCGACUCGGCCAAGGCGUCCAACUCAAAGUGCGCCGUGGCGGCCGAGGUGACGACCGGCGACGAGCCGGCAUCGGUGGUUGUCGAGUACACCAAUGGCGCCAAGGAGACGUUUGGUCCCGAGGCUGGCUCGGUUGAUGACGUGCUGUAUGCUAUUCGCGGGACUCAGCAGCGCAUUGACAACGCUGCGUAGACGGAGGCGGGCUUGUGAUGUGGCUUAUCCACCCUGCUUGCUCUCGGCAGAGUGGAUGUGAUCGGCAGGCGAUAGCCCAGAGGAGUACACGGCUGGUCGGCGAUAAAGUAGCUGUGACGGACAC